This is a messenger RNA of Arachis ipaensis, 885 nucleotides long. RefSeq names its product protein FAR1-RELATED SEQUENCE 5-like. NCBI's taxonomy places the organism in Eukaryota, Viridiplantae, Streptophyta, Magnoliopsida, Fabales, Fabaceae. Gene Ontology annotation, molecular function: zinc ion binding. The record is from RefSeq and is a predicted model, not a curated record. Gene Ontology annotation, biological process: regulation of DNA-templated transcription.
AUGAAGAAGCUACCACAUAAGCUCGGAGGAUAUGCUAAAUACAGGGAAAUAGAUGAUAAAAUGCAUGGCACUGUUUGGAAUGCCCGUUCUGCAGAGUCUUUUGAGAAAGAUUGGUAUGUUUGGAAGACCUUUACGAAGAUCGUCGAAUGUGGGUUCCAAUAUAUUUCCAAGGUGAAUUUUGGGCUGUUCGUGCAUGAGUAUGACAAUGUGCUUGGGAACAAAGAGCAAAAAGAACUGAAGGAUGAUGCUGCAGACUCUAAAGGAGUUGCCCCAUGUUCAUCGAGCUCUACAAUUGAAAGACAAUUUCAGUGUGAGUACACAACCUCUAAGUUUAGAGAAGUCCAACAUGAAUUCAGUAAAAGAGGGGAUUGUUUAGUCCGUGGGGUCACUCAAGAGGGUGAUUUGUUUCGGGUGACCAUGAACGAGCAAUACCUACUGUAUGGGGAGCCUAGAUCUUGGAAGUACAGUGUUGAGUUUGACCCCAAGACACACAAGGUUCGGUGCGAAUGCAACAUGUUUGGAUCCAGAGGUAUUAUUUGUUGCCACUGUCUUGCUGUGUUGUUUUAUUAUGGAGUAGACACAGUACCAUCUUGCUAUGUUAUCCCUCGAUGGAGCAAUAAUGUACAGAGAAAACACACUUUCAUCAAGAGCAGCCAUGACGAGAAGCGAUCGAACGAAAGCCACAACUUAUUUAGACGACUGUGUUCACACUUCUACAAUGUAGCACAAGAUUUUGUGACAUGCGAAGAAGAAGCAGCCAUGUUACAUUCGGGUCUUGAUCAGUUAAGGUCAAAGUUGCUUGAUUAUCGUGCGAACUUGGUGUCCAGGCGUGUUCCAAGUUCACAAAAUAGCACAGUCACACAGGGCGACCCCCAUCUUGGUUAA